Messenger RNA from Mustela lutreola (European mink), 5767 nucleotides. RefSeq names its product formin like 2 (gene FMNL2). Lineage: Eukaryota; Metazoa; Chordata; Mammalia; Carnivora; Mustelidae. Gene Ontology annotation, molecular function: actin filament binding; small GTPase binding. The record is from RefSeq and is a predicted model, not a curated record. The coding region runs from base 466 to 3726 and encodes 1086 amino acids. The transcript is spliced from 27 exons. Gene Ontology annotation, biological process: regulation of cell shape; cortical actin cytoskeleton organization; cell migration. Gene Ontology annotation, cellular component: cytosol.
GGGGCAUUGUGUCGGGAGCGCCGAGCUGCAUUUGUCUGCUAGAGGUGCUCGCCGAACGAGCGUUGUGCUCGCCAGCCGCGGGGCUGGAAGUGUCAGCGGCGGCUGCGGCCCGGCGGAACACCGAGUUCGAGGAACCACGCGCCCGCUGGCCGCGAUCGCAGGCAGGGGGCGGCGUGCCAGUGGAGCAACAUGCAGAGAGGCGCCCGGCGCCCUGACGACCCCUCCCAAGGAAAAGAGGCCGGAACGGCUCUGGGGCGGCCGAGAGCAUGAGGGAGGCCGGGGGGCGGCUCGGCGAGGAGCGCUGCUAGGGAGCGGUGCGCGCUGCACACUCGCCAGGGCGCAGCGGAGGGCGGGGAGCCGGGCAGGUCGCGCCAGCGGGCGGGAGCCGGCCGCCGGGAGCUGUUCUGAUUUCCGACGCGAACGCGAGGGGCCCGGAGUAGCCCCCAGCCCCGGCGUGUAGCCAACAUGGGCAACGCGGGGAGCAUGGAUUCGCAGCAGACCGAUUUCAGGGCGCACAACGUGCCUUUGAAGCUGCCGAUGCCCGAGCCAGGUGAACUGGAGGAGCGGUUUGCCAUCGUGCUGAAUGCUAUGAACCUACCCCCGGACAAAGCCAGGUUACUGCGACAGUAUGAUAAUGAGAAAAAGUGGGAACUGAUUUGUGAUCAGGAACGAUUCCAGGUGAAGAAUCCUCCCCAUACAUACAUUCAAAAGCUCAAGGGCUAUCUGGACCCAGCUGUAACCAGGAAGAAAUUCAGACGGCGUGUUCAAGAAUCCACACAAGUGCUAAGAGAACUGGAAAUUUCUUUAAGAACCAACCAUAUUGGAUGGGUCAGAGAGUUUCUGAAUGAAGAAAACAGAGGUCUUGAUGUUCUAGUGGAAUAUCUGUCAUUUGCCCAGUAUGCGGUAACUUUUGAUUUCGAGAGCGUGGAAAGCACGGUGGAGAGCUCGGUGGACAAAUCAAAGCCGUGGAGUAGGUCUAUCGAGGAUCUGCACAGAGGGAGCAACCUGCCCUCCCCCGUGGGCAACAGCGUGUCCCGCUCAGGAAGACAUUCUGCGCUGCGAUAUAAUACUUUGCCAAGCAGAAGAACCCUGAAGAAUUCAAGAUUAGUGAGUAAGAAAGAUGAUGUACAUGUCUGUAUCAUGUGUUUACGUGCCAUCAUGAAUUACCAGUAUGGUUUCAACAUGGUCAUGUCUCAUCCACAUGCUGUCAAUGAGAUCGCACUGAGCUUGAACAACAAGAAUCCAAGAACAAAAGCCCUUGUCUUAGAACUGUUGGCAGCUGUUUGUCUUGUCAGAGGUGGGCAUGAAAUCAUUUUAUCAGCAUUUGACAACUUUAAGGAGGUUUGUGGAGAAAAACAGCGCUUUGAGAAGUUGAUGGAACAUUUCAGGAAUGAAGACAAUAACAUAGAUUUUAUGGUGGCCUCCAUGCAGUUCAUUAAUAUCGUAGUCCAUUCAGUGGAAGACAUGAAUUUCAGAGUGCACCUCCAGUAUGAAUUUACCAAGCUAGGCCUGGAUGAAUACUUGGAUAAACUGAAGCACACGGAGAGCGACAAACUCCAGGUGCAGAUCCAGGCAUACCUGGACAACGUGUUCGACGUGGGAGCUCUGCUGGAAGACGCUGAAACCAAGAACGCGGCCUUGGAGAGGGUGGAAGAGCUGGAGGAGAACAUUUCUCAUUUGUCUGAGAAACUGCAGGACACGGAGAAUGAAGCCAUGUCCAAGAUCGUGGAACUGGAAAAGCAGCUCAUGCAGAGGAACAAGGAGCUGGAUGUUGUUCGGGAAAUCUACAAAGAUGCAAAUACCCAGGUUCACACAUUAAGGAAAAUGGUCAAAGAAAAAGAAGAAGCCAUUCAAAGACAGUCUACCCUGGAAAAAAAGAUUCAUGAACUGGAGAAACAAGGGACCAUUAAAAUUCAGAAGAAAGGGGAUGGGGACAUCGCCAUCCUGCCGGUCGUGGCUUCUGGCACAUUGUCCACGGGGUCAGAAGUGGCCGUGGGUAACUUUGUGGGACCAGUAACGGGGGCCGCCUCCUCGGGACCCCUGCCCCCCCCUCCUCCCCCACUACCUCCAUCGUCGGACACACCUGAAGCAGUGCAAAAUGGUCCAGUCACGCCACCCAUGCCGCCACCGCCCCCGCCCCCUCCCCCCCCUCCUCCCCCGCCGCCCCCUCCUCCUCCUCUCCCAGGCCCUGCAGCCGAGACUGUGCCUGCUCCUCCUUUACCACCCCCUCCUCCUCCCUCUGCACCCCCGCUGCCUGGGACAUCCUCACCCACAGUGGUUUUCAACUCAGGAUUAGCAGCUGUAAAAAUAAAGAAGCCAAUCAAGACGAAAUUCAGAAUGCCAGUUUUUAACUGGGUUGCCCUGAAGCCAAAUCAGAUCAAUGGCACGGUCUUCAACGAGAUUGAUGACGAGCGGAUUCUGGAGGAUUUAAAUGUGGAUGAAUUUGAAGAAAUAUUUAAGACGAAAGCCCAGGGUCCUGCCAUUGAUCUGUCUUCAAGCAAGCAGAAGAUAACACAGAAGGGGUCCAACAAAGUGACAUUACUAGAAGCAAAUAGGGCCAAAAAUCUUGCCAUAACGUUAAGGAAAGCUGGAAAGACCGCCGAUGAGAUAUGUAAAGCUAUACAUGUAUUUGACUUGAAGACAUUGCCUGUAGACUUCGUAGAAUGUUUGAUGAGGUUCUUGCCAACUGAGAACGAGGUGAAAGUGUUUCGGCUCUAUGAGCGGGAAAGGAAGCCCCUGGAGAACUUGUCAGAUGAAGACCGGUUCAUGAUGCAGUUCAGUAAAAUUGAGAGACUCAUGCAGAAGAUGACCAUCAUGGCCUUCAUUGGGAACUUUGCAGAAAGCAUUCAGAUGCUGACUCCUCAACUGCACUCAAUUAUAGCAGCAUCUGUUUCUAUAAAGUCGUCCCAAAAACUCAAGAAAAUUCUGGAGAUCAUCUUGGCCCUUGGAAACUAUAUGAAUAGCAGUAAACGAGGAGCAGUUUAUGGAUUUAAACUUCAGAGUUUAGAUCUGCUCUUAGAUACAAAGUCGACAGACCGAAAGCAAACACUGUUGCACUACAUUUCAAAUGUGGUAAAAGAGAAAUAUCACCAAGUGUCCCUGUUUUAUAACGAGCUUCACUAUGUGGAGAAAGCUGCCGCAGUCUCCCUCGAGAAUGUUUUAUUGGACGUCAAGGAGCUCCAGAGGGGCAUGGACUUAACCAAGAGGGAGUACACCAUGCACGACCACAACACGCUGCUGAAGGAGUUCAUCCUCAACAACGAGGGGAAGCUGAAGAAGCUGCAGGAUGACGCCAAGAUAGCACAGGAUGCUUUUGAUGAUGUGGUGAAGUAUUUUGGAGAAAACCCCAAGACAACUCCACCCUCUGUCUUCUUUCCCGUCUUUGUCCGGUUUGUGAAAGCCUAUAAGCAAGCAGAAGAGGAAAAUGAGCUGAGGAAAAAGCAGGAACAAGCCCUCAUGGAAAAACUCCUAGAGCAGGAAGCUCUGAUGGAGCAGCAGGAUCCAAAGUCUCCUUCCCACAAAUCAAAGAGGCAGCAGCAGGAAUUAAUUGCAGAAUUGAGAAGGCGACAAGUGAAAGAUAACAGACAUGUAUAUGAAGGAAAAGACGGUGCCAUUGAAGACAUUAUCACAGCCUUAAAGAAGAAUAAUAUCACUAAAUUUCCAAAUGUUCACUCGAGGGUAAGGAUUUCUUCUAGCACACCGGUGGUGGAGGAUACACAGAGCUGAUCUUAGAAACCAACCAUACAGACGAGCCGAUGCGGUGAGGAGAAGUGUCAGGCGGCGCUUUGAUGAUCAGAACCUGCGUUCUGUUAAUGGUGCCGAGAUAACCAUGUGAACCUGAGACCUGCCUGUAUGAGUAGAGUAUACGUGAAUGAAACUUUCCACAUGAACUUUAUGUGCUACCAUGUAACCGCAACCUUGAACAUUGAUAAAAUAUUCUAAGGGCUCAGAUUUAGCAAACACAUAGGAAUUUAAAAAUGACGGGCUCUCCUUUCAACCUUUGUUAACAAGUGCCUAAAAGUGGAAGUACCUGCUCAGAUUAAUCAAAGCAAUAGGGUUUGAUUUGAUUAGGUAUCUUUUUACACCAGUGUAUUACCCAAUUUUUUAACCAAAAUGUAAAUUUCGUAUUAUACUCAUUAUCUGCCAUUGUGAUUGUCCCAUGAUGGCACACCCUGGUUUCCUGAUAAGUUGUAAAUAACAUGGAUGCAACUGCUGUGGGUUUCCUUUGCUGAGAUGUUUAAAGAAAAAAGUUGCUUUUGUGUUUUAGACAUAUCCAUCAACUUUGUUAUUUUUAAGGGCUUGCAACCUGGAAGAAAGAAAGUCACAUAUAAGCUCCUGUCCAUAACCAAGCCCCAGCCAAGUACAAACAGGAUGCACUGCAGUGGAACAGAGGUCACUCAGCUCUCUCAUUUUACAUUCUACACUGCUGUACUCGGGUAGGACACCCUGUGAGAGUUCACCAGUAUGAAUGCAAGGAUAUGAUGGCAUACAAAUUUGUGUAAGAUUUUUUUGCAGUACUGUGUUCUUCAGCUAGAGGCAGCUUUUAAAAUAAUAAUAAUGCAGAUGUAUUUAUUAAUUAGCACUAAAAUUAACAUCUCAGUAAUCAGUAUUAGGAUUUCUGAGGACCAUUAUGGGCCUAUUCUGAGAACAGAAAUUGGUGCCUUGCUAGCCAGGGAGAAGUUCAUUAGCUCUAUCAAGCAUUUCAAUUACUUCUGCUAGCUAGUAGUGUAGUUAACCUAGCCUUAUUCUCCUGACAAUCGCAGUGCCCCCCCCCGCCGCGCCCACCCUUUUGUAAACCAGAGAAGAUAUAUUUGGCAUCAUUGCUUUAUAGGGAAUUGCAAAUUAAAUUGCUUGAAAUGUUCACAUUUGGAUUAAGCUUAAGUGAUACAUAAUAGGACUAAAUGGCCAACUAAGCCACUGUUAUUUUUCCUUCCUCUCUGGCAGGGCACUUGAUCCAUUCCAAAGUCAAAAACUGGACUAAAGCUGAUUUGUACUUUACAUAUUAUACACUCUGCUUCUGGCUUACUUCUUGGUACAUCAAUAUAUUAAUUGUAAAGUUUAUUGUAUAGUAUUUAACCACUGAAUUUCUUAUUUUAUGUUGUGCUUAUGUGAACCCCUUGGUGAAGGUCCCAUUUUCCUUGGAUAAUGUGUAGUUAUAUGAUCUCUUUUUAAAUGUACAGAUAUUUUGCUAUAAAAUUGGUGCAGUUUUUUAUGGUUUUUACACUUUAAUUCCCACCUAAGCCUCUGGGUAAUAUUGUAAAUAUUGUUUAAAAAUGCAUCAGCCUGUGCUAUACAAUCUGAAUGUUAUUUUAACUUAUAGUUUUUUUUAAUAUAUAUAUUUAACUACAAGGACAGUUUAGGGAUCAGUUACCACAUUUCACUUUAGCAUACCUAUUUACAAAAAAUUACUUUUAAAACUGCCACCUGCUAGCACAUUUUCAUAAAUGUGUACUUUAAAAAGAACAUGCCAAGAUUUUGUCUGUUAACAUUGAUUUUGAUGAAAAAAACAAUUUGACCAUGAUACAACACAAGUAGUUGGCCCUUUUUGACAGGCGGCUGCUUUCCAAAGCUUAAUACUAAAAAGCAUAUAUUAAAAUAGUUGCCUAUUUAUUAAUCAACAAAUAGACAAUAAUGUUGGCAUGUUCUUUUCUGUUUAUUAAUGGGCUUGCCUUCUUAGCAAUAUUAGAAAUGUUUUAUAAAAAAGCAAUUCAUGUUACUUUUCUGGUCUUUUCAUGACAUAUGAGCAAAUAAACUAUUUACACUAUUA